AUGCCGGCCAGUCUCCCCAGCGCGACUACCACUAGGGUGACGACCCCGAAGGCUUUUAAUUACUCUGAUAUUUCACCAUCUACCCCUGACACCAUCUGCUCCCUCUCGCGCUCUUCAUUUCUCGCCUCACCGGCUACCGUCUCCGUCGUUGUCGAUUCCAACGCGAUCACCACCUCCUCCACCUUCGCCCCGGGCAACGCCGUCGAUCUCGGGAAGAACAACAAGAUGAUUGACGCCGACUCGUCGAUCAAGGGCGAGGACAUCAACGGGAACCAGCCGGAGACGCGCGAGAAGCCGAGCCGCGAGAGCGAGGAC
Mesorhabditis spiculigera is the source of this 315-nucleotide messenger RNA. NCBI's taxonomy places the organism in Eukaryota, Metazoa, Nematoda, Chromadorea, Rhabditida, Rhabditidae. The record is from the annotation of a GenBank genome assembly.